Pseudoliparis swirei is the source of this 1939-nucleotide messenger RNA. It is a transcript of the gene rbm24b, whose product is annotated as RNA binding motif protein 24b. Gene Ontology annotation, molecular function: RNA binding. Gene Ontology annotation, cellular component: cytosol. The record is from RefSeq and is a predicted model, not a curated record. Lineage: Eukaryota; Metazoa; Chordata; Actinopteri; Perciformes; Liparidae. Bases 126 to 860 code for a protein of 244 amino acids. The transcript is spliced from 4 exons.
GUCACAUCACCGGGGGGCUGCCUGUCCACGCCGCUGACUCUCUCCCUCAACUCUUCUGAACGCUGUUCUUUACUCCAUCGGACCUCUUACGACUUCCAGGAAAUCGCUUUAACUCGAAGCUCCAAAUGAUGCACUCGGCACAGAAAGACACCACGUUCACCAAGAUCUUUGUGGGAGGUCUUCCUUAUCACACAACUGACACAAGUCUCAGGAAAUAUUUCGAUGUGUAUGGAGACAUCGAGGAGGCUGUUGUCAUCACCGAUCGGCAGACGGGGAAAUCCAGAGGUUAUGGCUUUGUGACCAUGGCAGACCGGGCCUCGGCUGACCGAGCCUGCAAGGACCCUAACCCCAUAAUAGAUGGCAGGAAAGCCAAUGUGAACCUGGCCUACCUGGGGGCCAAGCCCAGGGUCAUACAGCCAGGUGAGGGACUGGACUACAGCUUUGUUUCCCAACUUCAAGAUAAUCAAGGAUUUGCGUUCGGCAUGCCUCAGAUCCAUCCAGCGUUCAUCCAAAGGGCCUAUGGAGUCCCAGCACACUACAUCUACCCUCAGGCCUUUGUGCAACCCAGCAUGAUGAUGUCUCAUGUACAAUCUUCUGCUGCUACAGCAACAGCUGCUGGUGCAACUUCCCCGUACCUUGACUAUACUGGUGCAGCGUAUGCCCAGUACUCUGCUGCCGCUGCGGCUGCAUAUGAGCAGUAUCCAUACGCAGCCUCACCAGCACCAACAAGCUACAUGACUACAGCGGGGUAUGGAUACGCAGUCCAGCAGCCACUCGCCGCCGCUGCCACCCCGGGAGCUGCCGCCGCCGCCUUCAGCCAGUACCAACCUCAGCAGCUCCAGACAGAUCGCAUGCAGUGAAACCAUGAAAAUUAUCGUAAAGGAGGGAAGCAGAGAGAGAGAGGUCCCAAAGUAAUAGAGGAAAAGAUCCUAGGGGCUGAAUGAUGGUUGUCCCAGGUGUUUUACUUUGCAGUCCUUCUACCAAAGAGCCUGAAGAAAAUCAGCAACAAUAUGGAGAGACGUGAAGGAUUACUGUAUAUUUUAUUCAAGUGAGAUCAGUAUUUUGUCACUGUUGAACGUGUACGAAUAUUUAAUAUGUAUUCAGCAGGAAAAUAUUGAAUGUUAACUGAAGUUAACUCACUCAACCAUUGCUGAAUUUUGUAAAUAUGUUGCAGUGGAAUUUGUAUCCAAUUUCCAAGGGCAUUCACGUCUUAUGAUCAGGUUUCUUCACCACUUCUUUGAAAACAAACCCCCCAAAAAAGUUUGUUGGGUCAUUAUGCAGUUUUCAAUAUUUCAUAGUUUUUUGACCCACAACUAGUUUCCUUAAAAAAAUAUUUUCAUGAUAAUUUGUCAGACAAAAUGUCAGCUGAAGAUGGUAAAAGCACUGUCUUUUCUUCUCCUUAAAUUGCACUUCAAGUAAACCGAACAUAAGGGAAGAAACAUUGUUGAAUGUGAAACUUUCAUUUUGACAAAAUGUUUCAUAAUGUGCCUUUUAAAUUGUGCUAUUUAUGUAUUUAUUUUGGAGCCUUACAGUAAUAAACCCUAUAUGUUGUGUUCAUGUGUUAGUCUGAAGCCUUAUAAAGAACAUGUCGACAUGUGCUGCUGUGUAACGAUCAAGAGCAUGUGGUGGAUGUUGGAAGUUGGCUUAACAAAGUGAUAAACUGUGUAUAAAGAACAAAAGAUGAGUAGAAAGGUAGCAAUAUGCAUUUUAUGUAUAUCUAAUGUCGUCUCAAAUAGAUUCUUAAUUCUUAAAUGUCCCUUUUUAUACUUGACCAGUUUGAUAAAGGACAGAGUGAGAACUGUUAACUUUUUUAUUCUUUACAUUUUCGGUCAUUAGACAUUAAAUGUUUUCUAAUACAAGGACAUCACCUGUUUCAUCUUGCAUGACUCAAAAUAAUUCAAACAUUUAAUAUGUGAAAUAAAAGGAAAUUUACCUUCAA